Messenger RNA from Cinara cedri, 6386 nucleotides. The record is from the annotation of a GenBank genome assembly. Lineage: Eukaryota; Metazoa; Arthropoda; Insecta; Hemiptera; Aphididae.
GUUCUUGUUGUCAAACAAUUUCGGUUGUUUUUUCGAAAAGUUUUUCCUUUUUUCUUCCUUUAUUAGCUCCGAUAAGUUAUCGAAAGAUUCAAUUGACAUCCUAAAGUAGUUGAAAAAUUUAGGUUCACACGUCCCGAGACUCGGAUAAAGUGUAAUGUUUGCAAGCUUGAGGUACGUCUAUUUUUUGUAAAAUAGGAUGAACCCAAAAAUGUCGUUCUUUUUGUCUAUUACGCUGUCUUCUUCGAUAUAGCAUCCAUAAACAAAUUGUAUCUGUAACGUCCAUCUUCGACAGAAAGCAACACUCGACUGACUAGGGUAUAAACGCGCGCUUAACGCGUAAAAUCGGUAACCGUGUGAACAGUGGUAUCCGCGUCAAUGCGCGUCUAACGCCUGCCAUGUGAACUAGCUCUAUGUCUAGGUACCUGCGUUAUAUUAGAUAAUUCGCGGUGAUCCACAAUUUAAUUAAAGCUUGGCAAAAGGCAUUUUUUAUGUCUAUAAAUAUUAAUUUACUUUAUCUCAAUAAUGUUAGGAAGUCUAAUAGGAUUUUAAAUGUAUAAUUACCGUAAGUGGCGGGGAGAUAAGAUUUGUCUAGUAUUGUCUUACCGUCCUCCUCACCCCCGAGUAAGAUUAUCCGGUUACACCGGCCGGGACGUUAAAUAAUACCGGUUUUCUAAAUUAUCUCCAGUGUCUUUAAAAUGUAAAGUUUUACAAAAAACCAUACAAUUUAUUUGUUAUAUUUAUAAACUCUCUUUCCACCAGAUAAUUUGACGCUCACCCUAUCUCUAGUCGUCGUACCUAAUCUAAUCGAUAAAAUAAAAACAAGUGUUGAUCAUAGCUGUGACACAACACGACGAAAGUAUGAUUUAUAUGUUUAUUAUGUUGAUUCAUUCGUCUGUUUUAGUUUGUUAAGCGAAAGUUUUUGUUUCCUCGGACAUGGAUACCGUACACAAAGAAUUGUGCGGGUAUAAAUUAGAUACAAUCCGCAGAAAAAUUAAUUCGAUAGUUAGGGAGGGUAUACCGGCCCACUAGUACCGUAGCCAGGAAACAAAUUCGGGCGGAAGGCACUGAUGAUUUUGUUUUAUAAUGUACUAAUAAAUAUUAGUGUCUAAAUAAAUAAAAAAAAUCUAAAUUGAUUGAUAAACACACUAAAAUAAUCGAAAUAAUCAAAAAUAUUUCCGGUGGGAGGACGCACGAACCUCUCUAAAAUUGAAUGCCCCGAUUUUUAGUCUCAAAUAAAUGACAGCCCCAAAUCUAUAGGCACCUAAAGUAAGUAUUCUGUAAUACAUAUAACUCUUCUAUUUUUUUCUCAGUUACCUCUAUUGAUUUAUAAUUAUAUAUUACAAUGUAUCAACGUUUAAUAAAUUAUUGUGAUUGUUGGAGAUAAGGUCGACGGUGUAACUACGGAUGAUUGUUUCAAAUUUCAGCCCGGUCGGCGAACGACGGGUCGGGGAAGUUUAGUCUGGCCAGUAAAAUCCGGUUAAGUAAACUAGUCGGUGGCGGUUUUGGCAGUGAGGCACCGCCUCACACCUGUAAUUUCCCUGAAAUAAUAUAAAUUGUAUUUUUAUUUUAUGUACCUACUACAAUUUAAAAUUUGAAUACUUUUACGUUUUCAAUUAAGGUUUUAUUUUAUUAUGGAAAAAAAAUUAAACCAUUUCAUUUUUUUCCAUGCAAGUUGUACGAGACACUGGUUUUGAUACACCGCAAUGGCGCAGUAUACAGCAAGAGUAUCUAUUAACGUACCUAUUCGGGUUACUUAUACAUUUCAAUGUCACACCGCAUCAACGUCUGUGGACCCAAACAAAAUAUUUUGAAAUAUUAAUCAUCUUGUGAUUUUCUUAUCAUAUUUAUUGAUAAAGAAUUGACUGUUAUCUGUUGUUCUCUCUCUAGACGCCUGUAAGUUGUGAUGUUUCCGUACCUAUUUAUCAUUUUAAAUAAAAUUGUUCUCAGCCUUUGUAGCUGUGAUUUAUACUCUCAUACUUUUUUUGAAUCGCCGUUAUGACCAAUGUAGACGUUUUGGAACAACUGAAGUUGGUCCUCAAGCCCGACUUGCCUGACCGUCGGUUGGUGUGCAUCGAGGAAACGGACACCGCCAAAAGUGACGUGAUCUUGUCGUUUUACAUGUGGUAUAUAUUCAACAAGACCGACAGUCCAGUAUGUAUGGUAGGUAUCCGCGACACCUACGGACACUAUCAAAAUGUGGGCAUGAAAUUCCAUUACAAUCUGUUGUCCAUGUCUAAUAAGAAAAGGUUUACAUUCGUCGAGUCCGAGACAUCAGCAAGUGGUCUCGUCGCCUGCGCUCAAAAGCUAAUGGAGCGACACCCUACCGGUCCUGUGUAUAUGAUUGUAGACGACAUUAGCACUGUGUUACUAUUGGCUGAGAAACUAGAGGAUAUUGUUGGUUUCUUGACAUUUGCUAAAUGUCAAGAACGUUUGACACUUGUGUUCGGAUGCUGGAAACAUAAAUCAGACGAGUUGGCCAAGAGACUCGCGUGUAUAGCAUCGCAUUUGGCUGAUAUCAGAGUGGCAUUAGCACCAUUAGUUACAGGGUUUUCAAACACAGCCACAGGUACAAUGAGGAUCACUUCAAACAAAUCCUUAUAUCAAAUUGAGGAUAUAUCUUACUUGUAUAAGUUAACUGAUAAUGGAUUAACAUUAAAAUUAAACUCUGGGACUAUUAAAUGAUAAUUUAAAUUUUUACGAAAAAUGUUUGCCGAAUCAUUAUUGCCCGUUAUUCAUUAUACGGUUUUUAUACAGUUUACAGUUAUUAUAUUGUCAAUAAAGGUUUAUUAAAAUGUAAUACAGAAAUUAAUAAACAAUUACUAUAAAGAAAUUAUCAGACAUAAAUGUACUAACUCAUCAAACUAUAAGACCGCAUAACGUAAACUGUAUUGCCUGAAAGUUAAUAUCACCAAUCAAAAGAAUAAAAUAUUUGAUUACAAUCUUGGGUGGAAUCUACAUACCAACAAUUUAAUAGUUAAAUUGUAUUCUAUAACUAAUUUUUAAACUUCAUAAAUUCAAAUACAUAGUUUUACUUCAUACUUGAAGGAUAGUCAUGUCUUUAGUUUAUUUACACCAAUUUAUAAUACAAUAUAGCUUAAACUAUUUGGGUGAUGCAUCUAAAACUGUUAUUGAUCUAAUAAAGGUUCAACAAAAUAAUAUAAUUUAUCUAUGUUAAAAGUACACACUCACCUAUUCCAAUUAUAAACAGUUUAAUGUGCCACCAAUUGAAUUGUUCUGAAAAAAAAAAAAACUCGCCAUAAUAUUUGUUUAUUAUUAAAAGUCUAGUUUUUAUUUUGCAAAGAGGAUGUUAAUCUCACGAUAGAGAAACAAAUAAUAAUGUGUCAUAAUGUGAUCUAUACAAAUACAUUUUUCGGUCAAAACUUCAUAAAUUAUUUGGGUUCUGUAAUAUUUAACUCUUUGCCAAUUAAUGUAAAAAUAAAUAUUUUAAAUGGAAAUACUAAUAUUAAGACUUGCAUCAACAAUACGUUCGUAUUUUUUAAGAAAUUGGGUAAAUGUAUAAAUGAAAUGCUAGUUACUUAUCUGUAUUUUAAGUAAUUUAUAAAUAUAUUAAUAACUCCCUGUCCCAUCGCAAGCUCAGCUGAAACAAGUGGCUAAUUGUUUGUUAUAUUAUAUUAAUUUUUUGUAUUUUAUAUUUUGUUAAUUUGAUAAUAAUAAAAAAAAAAUAUACUGACAAAACAUAAUAUAAUAUGUUGUAUUUUUAACAUAAAUUAUAUUAGGUUAGGCACCCAGUAACUUACAAAUAAAUGGUUUAACAACUAAAAAUAAAAAUCUCUAAUAGUAGGUACUUAAAAAUAAUAAAACAAUUAAAUUUUUACUAAAUACUUAUAUAAUAAUAACACAACAGAAUACAAUUGUAUAAUUUACAUAAAAGACAAGUUUUCAAAUUAUCUUAUUUUCUUAAUAUUUUGAAUCUUAAUUUUCUAUUACUGGAAUGAUUAAGAAGAAUAUAAUAAUAUAGUGGUUCAUUACAUAAAUUUAUAUUUUUAAUCUAUAAUAGGUAGUAAGUGUUUAUUAAAACAUAAUAUUAUUUAAAUAUUAACUAGUUUUUAACAAAUAUAUACAAAAUGGUAGAUAAUAGACAAUAAUUGUUCAUUUAAAAUUAACUUCAUUGGUUUUUCAAUUCAGAAAUAUUUUGUAGUAAUAAAUAUUCAUGAAUAUUUAUGAAUCAUGUAUAAAUUGUAAAUUUUUGGUUUUGACACAAUAAAUAUGUUAUAGAUUAUAUAUCGUACAAUGAAAUAAAAAAUGUUUUUAUAAAAACUAGACAAAUUAACUACCAGGACGAGUCGUCUGGUAAGGAAAUAUUUGUUAACAGAUAGAAAAAACAGUAAAAUCAAUAUAUUUCACACUACACUCAAAAUUUAAAAUUAUAAAUAGCUAUAUAUAAAGUACAAUAAAAUAUAUAAAUUAUAAAAUAACAUUUAAAUUUAUGCAACCAAACAGAUUAAAUUAAUAUUAUGAAACUAACUAUAUUAGGAGUUUUUUUUAUAUUUGCAACGUUACUUUUUAAUAGAAACCCUGUUUUUUUUUUUUUUUAAUACCGGAGUAAAAUGUAUUGAUUCAAUAAAUAUGGUUAAAUAUUUUAAAGGUACUUUUAAUAUAGCAGGGUUGUUUUAUUUUGAAUAAGUUAAAUACAUUAACUAAUACAAAUAUCUAUUGAAUCCUUAAUAUCUUAAAAUACCUUUGUAAUAUUUAUCAACCCUGCAGUAAAGUCAUUCAAAUAAAUAUUUUUAAUAACAUGUACUAUAAAAAAUGUUUGUGAUAAAAUAUGGCAACGCAAUAUUAACAUAACAAGUGUAUCAAAAUCAAUAAGCCUUAUAAUAAUUUGUCGAAGUAUUUUAUUUAGGUUUCGUAUCUAGGUAAUCAGAUUGAUGAAUAUUUGGUUGAAAAAAUAUUCAUAUGGUACAAAUAAAGUUAAAACAUGCAUAUUGGCCAGUAUAGGUAUAAUACAUAAAUUAUUAGGUUUUUUUUUUUUAAUAGUAUGUACUUAAUUUUUUGUCAUAUUUAUGUAUUGCACUUUAAUUUAUUAGGAUUAAUUAUUCAGUCUUGUAAGAGAAAGUUAUAAGUGUUUUUUGUUUUUUUUUUUAAGAACUAUUAGUUAUUACCAAAAAUUAGUCAAAAUUCAAUUAAUUUAACUCUGUGUUAGAUUUAUAAAUCUAUAGGUUCCUAUACAUAUAAUAUUAUUUCGAAGAGAUGAAAGUAAUUUAUAUGAAUUAGCUUUGUAGUUAUCAUUUGACAAACUGAAUACUGAAAUUAAAAGCUAAUAAAUUAUAUAACAUUAAAUUUAAGAAAAACCAACAGCAACAAUAAUAAUAUAAACUACUUUAUCAAUAGCAAAUAAGAAUUGAGGAAGUAGUUAUCAAUUACCAAUUAUCAAUAACCAUUUUUUAAUUAAUAGAAUAGCUUUAAAAUAUCUAUAUUGUAUAAAAAGGAUUUUCUUUGAAAAUGUAUAAAUAAAACAAUAUAAUAAAAUUAUUAUUUUAUUUAUGCUAAUUAAUAUUAUUGAGAUUCUAUGCCAUUUUAUGAUUUUACGUUAUUUUUCACUAAGCAAAUUAGUUAAAUAGAACAAAUAAUUAAUCGCUUGUGGUAAAAUUGUUUAAACCUACAGUUUGCAAUUUAAAACUUAAUUUAAUCAAUGGACGGUAAUAUCUACAUAUUGUUUUAAGUAACAUAUUUACUAAAUCAAAUUAUAGUUGAUAACUUCAAAACAGUAGCUUGAUUAGAUCUUUGAAGCACAAUCUCGCCCCUGGGCUGAAGCCAGGGUUCGCCGUCAAUCUGAACUGGUAACUUUUGUAAUAAUUUCACCUAAAAUUUAGGAAAUUAAAAUCGUAACUUGGCAAAUAUAACAUUUCAAUUGUAUAUAACCAAACUUGAAUAACGUACUCUAAUUUUAGAUGCUUGGCCAAUUCUAAUGGGUUCUGCUAUACCCAUUUUUAAUUGAGCUAUAUGCAUGGAAGACCUUAUACCAAGUACUUCUAACAAUCCAUCAUCAAUAAACUGUGAACCAAAGUCAUUACCAUCAUUCGCUGCUAAUUGCCACAAAUUUACACCAGCACCCCAAGAUUCAAUAUUAACAACAACAAUAGAUUCAAUAUCUGGUAAUGUUAUUUUUGCAUCAUCCAUAUACAACUCAAUCAUAUCAGGCAAACCUUUACACUGAUGUUCUAAAACUUGUUGUGUACCACAUCCAACAUAUAUUAUCUUGUUGAAUAAUGUACUGUUAAAUAGGUACAAUGGUGAUUUUCUUGUACGAUGAAAGUUUAAUGUUAUCUGAGCAUCUAAACCAAUACCUAAAUAAUUGUACAUUGUGAUAGUAUUCACUAUUUUUAUUUUCUUCAAUACAUUUGAGAAAAUAUUUACUUUCCACC